AUGGAUGAUAUCUGUGCUGGCAGCGACUCUCUGGAAUCUGCUUUGGCCUUACAGAAAGAGAUAAUUGCCCUGCUUAAAGCCGGUGGGUUUGAGCUGAGGAAAUGGGCUAGCAACCAUUUUAAAUUAUUGUCGUCUUUAGCUGCUGCCGAUUGUCAAGUUCCCGUUUCGUUUGAUAGAGAGGUUUCUAGUAAUAUAAAAGUUCUUGGUCUUCUUUACAACCCCUCUGUCGACAAGUUUUCGUUUUCCCAUAGUCCAUCUAAUAAACCCCCUACGAAAAGGAAUAUUUUGUCAGAAAUUGCCCGAAUCUUCGACCCUUUAGGCUUCCUUUCCCCGGUAACAUUUUUGGCAAAACACAUUAUGCAGCGACUUUGGAUUUCUGGCAUAGGUUGGGACGAGAUCCCGGCCAAACCAAUUUGUGACAUUUGGGUGCAGUUUAAACUGGAACUUCCGAGGUUAUCACAAAUUUCAUUACCGCGUUUUAUCUUUGCCGAAAAACUACAAAGGUGUCAACUUUUGGGAUUCUGCGAUGCUUCAGAAAAAGGCUAUGCUUGUGCAGUUUAUCUUCGAAUUGAAUUACCAAAUGACACCGUAAAAUCUUCUUUAAUUAUAGCAAAAAGUAGAGUCGCGCCUCUUAAGACGGUCAGCCUUCCACGAUUAGAAUUAUUGGGUGCUGCCUUGUUGGCAGAGUUGCUUAAAUUUAUUAUUGACCUUCUUAGCAAGCUAAUUUCUAUCAAUGAAGUGUUGGCUUUCACGGAUUCUCAAGUAGUUUUAGCGUGGUUAUCCAGCUCGCCGCACAAAUGGAAAACCUUUGUUGCAAAUCGGGUUAGCCAAGUUCAGGAAACCAUACCCACGGUACCCUGGUAUCAUAUUAGUUCUGGGGAAAACCCAGUAGAUUGCGCUAGUAGGGGUUUAACACCCAGCAACCUAAUAAAUCAUCCCUUAUGGUUUCAAGGUCCUCCUUGGAUUUUACUUCCUCGAGCUGAAUGGGAUCUUGUGCCAAUGGAUGGAUCCAAUCUGGGAAAAUCGGUGGCUCUAUCCGAACAAAAAACCUGCACAUUCGCUGUUACGCUGGAUCCUAACCCAUUAGAUUGUUUAGUAACCAAAUUUUCGUCUAUACUUAAAAUUCAACAUAUAAUUGGUUACGUACUUCGAUUUACUAGCAACACUAAGGCCAAGUCAAGAGAUCAUUGGGGUGUACUUACGGAAAUAGAAAAUCAAAAUGCUCUUCGAAUUUUAAUCAGGCAUGUCCAGAGUUGUUCUUUUUCGGAUGUCAUUUCACAACUUAGGACUCAGGCCUUAAUACCGAAACCUUUUCGCAAGUUAGCUGUUUUUCUCGAUGCAGACGGAUGCCUCAGAGUGGGCGGUCGUCUAAAGCACUCCGAUCUUUCUUUUGAUGCAAAACAUCCUUACCUUCUUCCUCGAAACCACAGAUUAACGCAUUUACUUAUUGAAAAUAUGCACCGGAAACAUUUACAUGUGGGGUUAAAUACCGUGCAUUAUCUUCUUAGACAACAAUUUUGGAUAUUAUCAGCUCGUCGAGCAAUCCAAAAGGUGUUAUCACAAUGUGUAAAAUGUUUUAGGGUAAAACCUAAAACCUUUACCCCAUUGAUGGGGGAUUUACCUUCCUUUCGAAUUUGCCAAUUAAAAUGUUUCUCUCAAGUUGCCUUAGAUUACGCAGGUCCAUUAAAAAUAACUAUGGGCAGGCACCGAGGUGCGAAGGUCAUGAAGGCUUACGUGUGCAUUUUUGUUUGUUGUACUACUAAAGCCAUCCAUAUUGAACUGGUUUCGGACUUAACAUCGGAUGCCUUCAUAGCUGCGUUUCGUCGUUUCGUUGCACGGCGCGGGAAAUGCACCAACAUUUUCAGCGACUGUGGUACAAAUUUUGUAGGAGCUAGAAACCAAUUAGAAAAAUUAUCUCAAUUCGCCUCAGAAUCUUUGCAAAUUAGAUGGCACUUCAACCCACCAGGCGCCCCACAUUUUAAUGGUCUGGCUGAAGCCGGCGUUAAAUCAGUGAAAUCUCAUUUAGUACGUGUAAUAGGUCAGCAACUUUUGACAUUUGAAGAAAUGUCGACACUUUUGACACAAAUCGAAAGCCUUUUAAAUUCGCGUCCUCUUUGUGCGCAAAGCUCCGACCCUAACGACUUAGUUCCAUUAACUCCAGGACAUUUUCUAACUCUUGAACCCUUAAAUUCUUGUCCAGAUGAGAAUCUUGAAAAUUUAAAAUUAAACACUUUAUCUCGAUGGCAAUUGAUACAAAGACUACAAUCUGAUUUCUGGAGACGUUGGAAACUUGAGUAUUUGAACACCCUACAACAGCGCACUAAGUGGACAGAUCCUUCUGUAAAAAUUCAAUUAAAUACUUUGGUUUUAAUAAAGGAUGACACCAAGCCACCUUUGCAUUGGGCAUUAGGCCGCAUAGUUGAAUUACAUUCUGGCCCAGACGGCCAAACACGAGUUGUCACGGUAAGGACACAAAACGGACUGUUUAAGCGUCCUGUUAUUAAAUUAUGUCCCUUACCUACUCAAGAUCAAUAA
Molecule: messenger RNA, 2535 nt
Organism: Photinus pyralis (common eastern firefly)
Lineage: Eukaryota; Metazoa; Arthropoda; Insecta; Coleoptera; Lampyridae
Exons: 1
Coding region: 1-2535 (844 amino acids)
Biological process (GO): DNA integration
Molecular function (GO): nucleic acid binding
Source: RefSeq, a predicted model, not a curated record